Psilocybe cubensis is the source of this 276-nucleotide messenger RNA. RefSeq lists its product as uncharacterized. The annotation marks the transcript as partial. The record is from RefSeq and is a predicted model, not a curated record. Lineage: Eukaryota; Fungi; Basidiomycota; Agaricomycetes; Agaricales; Agrocybaceae. Gene Ontology annotation, molecular function: heme binding; monooxygenase activity; iron ion binding. The transcript has a single exon.
CACCAGGAAUUAUCUAGGCUGCUUUGCAGUAGUUGGGUUGCGCCCCUCAUGGCAAUGGAUAUUCUGACUUCCCCCACCUUCAUCGCGUCUGCUUCGUUAGGAGCGCUCGCUGUGUAUUAUCUUGCUGGAUCACAAAAGCGGGACUCGCGACAUCCUCCAGGCCCGCGGCGUCUCCCAGUGAUAGGCAAUGCACACCAAAUGCCAGACAAAGAUCCUUGGCUCGUAUUUGGAGAAUGGGGGAAGCGAUACGGUACGUGGUUGAGCAUUGAAGCGUAA